Molecule: messenger RNA, 255 nt
Organism: Staurois parvus
Lineage: Eukaryota; Metazoa; Chordata; Amphibia; Anura; Ranidae
Source: the annotation of a GenBank genome assembly
UUUAGUGAAGGCAUUGCAAGUGAAAGUCUAAAGAGAGCAAAUUUGGAGUGCUCAAAAAGGGGAGGAGCAUUUGGAUCUUCUGCAGUACGUGCCUUGUCCAUCUCCAACAGCGAUGCAGUGUGGACUCCAGGACCCAGUCACUAUGUAGUGAAAGACCGAAAUGAAGAACCAUACAAGCAUCACACGUCUUCUGUAUUUUCAUCUGGAACAGAAAGACUUAGCAUUCAAAUGGGUCCAAUGGUAGGCCUAAUUCCU